CAGCAGGCGGUGGAGGACUUGCUCGGAGAAACCAGAAUGGACUCCCCAGAUUAUGGAGUUGCAGCCUUGAGGAGAGGAAGCUAUGAUGAUGCUGCAGCUUCUCUACAUCCUCACCUCAGACACUUGGCUCAGAGACGGCGCUCGGCUCCAUCUCUGGUCUUUGGGAAGGCGUUAGGGAUGCCAUGGACUCCUAUCAGAGAGGAGGCUUCCUGUUGGGUCUCAGUGGAGCAGAGUCCAUUUGUCCUCGGCCUCACAAGUGAGAAUGGAGAGCUGCUGCUGGACGAGUGUAUUCAGGUCACAGAGGGCUCGAGGACCAACGAGAGACACCUGUUCCUCUUCAGCGAUGUUCUUGUCUUUGCUAAACUCAAGUCGAUGAGCAGCUACCGCCUGAAGCACCGAGUGAGCCUCGAGGACGUCUGGCUUUGUGGGUUUGAAGAUGAAGCGGAGGAAGAGGAGGGGACGACGGGGGAUAUUGACCUCAGAGUGACAGUCCUCCUGGCCUGGGAUCUCACUGUUUGUUUGGUGUGUUUUUGCUCGCCUGAGGUGAAAGAACGAUGGUUAGAUAUUCUUCACAGAAAAAUUAAAGACGCAAAAGCGAGAGCUGGUUGUGCUUCUUCCCCUCCAGACGUCCUCAUGAAGGUUUUGAGUAGCAGCAUCACGACUAAAACUCUAACAGGAGGUGGAAUGGAACAAUUAAUUGAGUUUCCACUUGAUGGCGAUGCAAAGAUAUGCGCUGUGUCAAAGCAGUUGAAUAACCAGGAGGACAAGCAUCCCAUUGAAACCAAGUGGAACCUGGUGAAGAGGCUCAGGAAGGGCUCUAGCUUCAUCAACAAAGCACACCGAUCAGAUACUGAUACCAAGACUCAGCUGUUUGGACAGCCCCUCUGUAAAAUAUGCCCAGAUGAACGUUCACUUCCCAAACCAGUCACAGAGGCGCUGGUGUUGCUGAGGAAGAGAGGGCCAUCCACAGAGGGAGUGUUUAGGAAACCAUGCAAUAACAAGAACAUGCGGGACAUCCGAGAGCAGCUGAACAACGGCCUGGAGGUGGACAUGGAGGUCCAGCCGGUCGUUCUGCUCGUCGGCUUGCUGAAAAGUUUUCUGAAGGAACUUCCCGGCAGCCUGCUGGUGUCUGAACUUUAUGACAAGUGGAUGGCGGCUCUGGACAAUGAAGACACCCAGCAGAGAUCUCUGGAAAUCAAGAAGGUGGUGGACGACCUCCCGGGAUCCAACAAACUCCUCCUGCAGCAUCUCGUCUGCGUCCUCUAUCACAUCCUCCAAAACGCUGACGUCAAUAAGAUGGAUGCCUACAACUUGGCUGUGUGUAUCGCCCCCACACUGCUGCAGCUGGACUGCACCCCGCUGGAUGAGCAGAAGGAAAAGAUGAAGAAGAUCACAGAGCUAACUCAGUUCCUGAUUGAGCAUUGUGAGAUACUUGGAGAUAACAUCCUACAUUUGCUGGAUAUUGAUGAAGACUCACUGUCCUCCCAGCAUCAUGACUCUGCGUAUGACAGCACCGACCCAGAUGGAGACGCAGAGGCAGGAGAGAGCACCACCUCCACACAUGGAGAGAGUGGAUCAUCUUCCUCUCUCAGUUCCAGUUUCACCGCCUCCUCUUGGCCAGCUGAGGCCAUCUUCAACACAAAGCCAGCAUUUAACCGCCGCUGCUCCGAGCCCAUUGUCCUCCUCUCAGCUGACCUCGAGAGCCUGUGCAGUCACUCCAGGAGCCACGACGACUGCUCAGUGGAGAGGAGGGACUUUGAGGAGCAGCCUCUGAAGAAGCCAAUCUCAGACGACUCCUUCUUGCUCAGAGAACGAGGUGGAGUGAGACAAGUGUUGUCUUUUCCAAAACUGAAAAGCAACUCUAACAUGGAUCCUCUGCCCAACAUGGCAGGUAACUGCUCGUGCUCUUCCCUUGAGAGUGCUGCCUCUAAUCAAUCUGAAGGCUCUGUUUUCACCAGUUCCCCUCUGGGGUCGCCAUCCUGCCCCAGGAAAACAAACACCUCCAACCAGCCCUCAAUGGAGGCAAAGGCUCAGCAGGACAUUGCCAAACCGAAUCCAGAGGAGAGGAGGCGUUCACAGUCCGUGAGAGUUGUCAGUAGAGUCCUAAUGAGGACUAGGAGCUUAGGGGCCUUCAGCAGAAGCAGCGUGAAGAAAGACUCUCAGAAGGAAAAUGCCUUCCCUUGUGAAACUCUCCAGGAGGACUCUCAGAGUGAAGCAGAUCCACCAGCUGAGUUCCUGCGUAAACCACGCCCUCAUUCGGCCAUUGAAGUGUUCAAACAGGUGGACAGCAAGCUGCCCUGCAGGCCUCCCUCAUACAAGCAGGCAGUGCAGAACACGGGUCCUCCUCCGCAGUACGGAUCGAUGACUGUACACGAUGCCAUACAGCUGGAGAGAAGGUCCCGUCCAUCGUCUGUAAAUUAUGACCUCCCACCUACCUGUUCAGUCAAUCAGUACAGAGAGUGCUUUGCUCAAGCAGCACAGGACAAAACCAACGAUGUUGAUCAGCGGCAGCCUUUCCGCCAGAGAGCUAUGUCCGAGUCUGUGUCUGCAGGUCAUCGUGAGGUCGCGUCACGGAGAUGUAGCCAGCCUGUGUUCGAGGAUUAUUCUUACGCCAAGGAGUCUUAUGUUUGAUUGACUUGGGAACUUUUUUACAGUACAGAUUUUAAGUAUACAAACGUUUUUUUAGUUAAAUAUCGUGGGCAAAGCCUAAGAACCAGUUUUUAAACUGCGAGUUAGAAACUUGACAAGCUUCUUUUAUUUUCAUUAAUACAGAGACAUUCAUAUGUUUUCUUUUAAUUGCAAGGCUUCAUAACAGCAGCUUUUUCUUCCAUUACUUCUUUCCUUUUGAAGCUGUGCCCACUGAGCAGCUUUGGUUGUAUACUUACUUGAAGUCCAAUCUAUUCAUUUUUCACUGUUUCACUUUGAAUGAAUGUCAGCUAUGUGCCGCCUCUACGGCAGCACUUUCUCAGUAGUACUAUUUAGAGUACAACAUUUAAAAGAUACGUAGUUAUCAUGAUAGAUAUCUAUCGCAAUGAAGCUAUGAAAACACAGUUCACUGUGGAUCGAAUAUGCUAUGAGUUUUGAUUUUUUGUUUGAAGUUGUAUGUGAUGUGUUUUUUUGUUGCUUUUUGUAAAUCCUUUUCACCUUACAUAGUCUUUUUCUUUCACUACAUUAAAGCACAUUUCUUGUGAUA
Cyclopterus lumpus (lumpfish) is the source of this 3193-nucleotide messenger RNA. RefSeq names its product T cell activation RhoGTPase activating protein b (gene tagapb). Gene Ontology annotation, biological process: regulation of Rho protein signal transduction; signal transduction. NCBI's taxonomy places the organism in Eukaryota, Metazoa, Chordata, Actinopteri, Perciformes, Cyclopteridae. The coding region runs from base 37 to 2631 and encodes 864 amino acids. The transcript has 14 exons. The record is from RefSeq and is a predicted model, not a curated record. Gene Ontology annotation, molecular function: GTPase activator activity.